AGGAAGUAGAGAAACCUUGCCUUGCGAAGGACAAACUCUCUCACCCUCACCCCCAAACCUCGCUCCCCUUCGUCGUCGUCGUCUUCGUCUUCGUUGGAUCGAAGCGAUCCAUUGAUCGAUCUAGGGUUUCUUCCUCGCCCAUGGCGAAGCUCACCUCCCACCUCCUCCGCGAGGUCCACCCCGCGCAGUGCUUCGACGAGGCGGCGCUGCUCCGCUACGCCGCGGCGCACGUCGAGGGCUUCCCCGCGCCGCUCGCCGGGUUCGCCGUGCGCCAGUUCGGCCAUGGCCAAUCCAACCCCACCUUUUGCCUCGAGUGCGCCGCUCAGGGGGCCGUGAAGCGCUACGUGCUGCGGAAGAAGCCCCCCGGGGUCAUCCUCCAAUCCGCCCACGCCGUCGAGAGGGAGUUCGAGGUUCUUAAGGCUUUGGGUGUUCAUACUGAUGUUCCGGUACCUAGAGUCUUUUGCCUGUGCACUGACGCGAGCAUAAUUGGAACACCAUUCUACAUCAUGGAGUAUUUGGAGGGAUGGAUAUAUUCAGAUAACAAACUGCCAGGGGUUAGUCCACAGAAAAGGAAAGCAAUAUAUAUUGCUGCCGCGAAAACACUAGCUGCAUUGCAUAGUGUUGAUGUAGAUUCUAUUGGUUUGCAAAAGUUUGGCCGGAGGGACAAUUAUUGCAAGAGACAAGUUGAGAGAUGGGAGAGACAGUAUCUAGCUUCGACUGGUGAAGGGAAACCUGAUCGUUAUCAGCCGAUGCUUGAUCUGGCUGGAUGGCUGAAACAGCAUAUACCUAAAGAUGAUUCUUCAGGAGCAUCAGGCACUGGUCUUGUUCAUGGUGAUUUCCGUGUUGAUAAUCUGGUUUUCCAUCCGGAAGAGGAUCGAGUGAUUGGUGUACUUGAUUGGGAAUUGUCGACUUUGGGAAAUCAGAUGUGCGAUCUUGCAUACAGCUGCUUGCCUUACAUCGUUGACUUAACCCUAGAGGAAAAGAAGUCUUAUGGGGGAUUUGAGCAUGUUGGUAAUCCAGAAGGCAUUCCUCCACUACCAGAAUAUUUGGCAGCGUACUGCUCUGCUGCUGGAAAACCUUGGCCAGUUGCAGACUGGAAGUUUUGUGUUGCCUUUUCUUUAUUCCGUGGAGCAUCUAUAUAUGCAGGAAUUUAUCACAGAUUUAUUCUGGGUAAUGCAUCAGGGGGUGACAGUGCUAAGUAUGCUGGAAAGCGUGCUAAUAUCUUGGUGGAUCGAGCCUGGGAGUUUAUAAAUCGAAGAACUGUCCUUCCAGAGCGACCUCCGCUUGCUAUUAUGGAUUCAGAAGUUUCUCAGCAGAAGUUGGUGGAUGAAAAGGAAAACCCGUAUCUCAUGAAGGGGCAGGGGAAAUUCGUGCCCAGUCAAAAGGUUUCGGAACUGCGAAAUAAGUUGAUAAAGUUUAUGGAAGAUCACAUAUACCCAAUGGAAAAUGAGUUCUACAAACUGGCACUGUCAAAUGCACGAUGGACAAUUCACCCGCAAGAAGAGAAUUUAAAAGAAGCAGCAAAGAGGGAAGGCUUAUGGAACUUGUGGAUUCCUUUCGAUAGUGCUGCUAGAGCAAGGGAGCUACUAUUUGGAGGAAACAAUUGUGUCUCUGACGGAAAUUCAAAUGAUCUCUUGCUGGGUGCAGGGCUUUCGAAUCUUGAGUAUGGACAUUUGUGUGAAAUAAUGGGCCGCUCAGUUUGGGCCCCUCAGAUAUUUAAUUGUGGUGCACCUGAUACCGGUAAUAUGGAGGUGUUGUUGAGGUAUGGUACGAAGGAACAGCAAGAAAAGUGGUUGAUUCCUCUAUUAGAAGGGAAAAUUCGUUCAGGGUUUGCAAUGACGGAGCCACAGGUUGCGUCUUCAGAUGCUACUAACAUUGAAUGUUCAAUUACUAGACAGGGGGAAUAUUACAUUAUAAACGGCAAGAAGUGGUGGACCAGUGGAGCGAUGGACCCUAGAUGCAAAAUCCUUAUCGUAAUGGGAAAGACAGAUUUUACUGCUCCGAAACAUAAGCAGCAGUCGAUGAUUUUAGUGGAUAUUAAUACCCCUGGAGUGCAUAUAAAGAGACCAUUAUUGGUCUUCGGUUUUGAUGACGCACCUCACGGGCACGCUGAAAUUAUUUUCGACAAUGUGCGUGUUCCAGCAAAGAAUAUACUCCUUGGAGAAGGCCGGGGUUUCGAGAUUGCUCAAGGUAGGCUUGGUCCUGGCAGAUUACAUCAUUGCAUGAGACUGAUAGGGGCUGCGGAGCGUGGCAUGGAUAUGAUGGUUGAAAGAGCUCUCAAGAGGAGAGCUUUCGGAAAAAUGAUCGCUGAACAUGGUUCCUUUUUGUCGGACCUUGCGAAGUGCCGGAUAGAGGUGGAGCAGGCCAGACUCUUGGUCUUAGAGGCUGCGGAUCAACUCGAUCGACUUGGCAACAAGAGAGCUCGAGGAAUCAUCGCCAUGGCAAAGGUUGCUGCACCAAAUAUGGCCCUUAAUGUGCUCGACAGGGCGAUGCAAGUACACGGAGCGGGCGGUCUCUCUUCAGACACUGUUCUCUCCCACUUAUGGGCGACUGCACGGACGUUAAGGAUCGCCGACGGACCUGAUGAGGUUCAUCUGGGAACUAUUGCCAAGCUAGAGGUUCGAAGAGCGAGGAUGUGAGAUUAGUAGUUUAAUUAAAUGCUGGUAUCAAAUGAAGUUAUAAUAUAAUGUAGGAACCUUACAGCAAGCGACAAUUUGCGUUUACAUUAUUGUGGUCAUAGUUUUUUUUUUCAGGAAAUAAAAUUUUCAAAUAGUUUUAUGUACAAAUAAUAAAAUGAAAACUAAGCUCCUGAGUUAUGUUUGUACUUUA
This is a messenger RNA of Ananas comosus (pineapple), 2829 nucleotides long. Its product is annotated as probable acyl-CoA dehydrogenase IBR3. The record is from RefSeq and is a predicted model, not a curated record. Gene Ontology annotation, molecular function: flavin adenine dinucleotide binding; oxidoreductase activity, acting on the CH-CH group of donors. The coding region runs from base 141 to 2639 and encodes 832 amino acids. Lineage: Eukaryota; Viridiplantae; Streptophyta; Magnoliopsida; Poales; Bromeliaceae. The transcript has 16 exons.